Messenger RNA from Cutaneotrichosporon oleaginosum, 2226 nucleotides. RefSeq lists its product as uncharacterized. The record is from RefSeq and is a predicted model, not a curated record. Gene Ontology annotation, biological process: DNA-templated transcription; regulation of DNA-templated transcription. Gene Ontology annotation, molecular function: DNA binding; zinc ion binding; DNA-binding transcription factor activity, RNA polymerase II-specific. NCBI's taxonomy places the organism in Eukaryota, Fungi, Basidiomycota, Tremellomycetes, Trichosporonales, Trichosporonaceae.
AUGGGCGCGCUGCCGCCUACGCGCAAGCGAUCCUCGCGCGCCUGCGACGGAUGUAAGCAACGCCGCAUGAAGUGCGAGGACAUCAUGCCGUCCCCGACGACAAACGAGCCGACGUGCAAGCUGUGCCGCGAGUCCGGCGUCGACUGCACAUUCGAGACCCCUGUGCGCAAGCGCGGACCUGCCCCAGGCUUCCGGCGACGUGCUGGCAGCCCUCGCAACAAGGCCAGCGACGAAGAGGGUGAGGGCAGCGGCGAGGGUGAGCGCGCACCCAACGGCAGCGGCGGGGAAGGAAGCGGUCCAAAGCCAGCCGAAAGACUCGUCGCACCGCCGGGAAGGAGGCGGCGUGCGCCUUUGCUCGGUCUGCCGCCGGCAUUGGUCGACGAGCUCCUCGCAGUCUACUUUACACACGUUCACAACGUAUGGCCACUCAUCUACAAACCCAUGUUCAACCCACACGCAACAAGCGCUCCGCUUCUCCUCGCCAUGCUGAGUAUUGCGGCGUGUGUGACCCUCCCGGCUGGAAAGGACGGUCUCGACAGCGACAAACUCUUUGAGAUGGCCGAAAGGGCACUUCAGCAUGAUCGCACCGAGAGCCGCAUCGAUAUCCUCCAGGCGCUGAUGGUGCUGUCGUUGCGCCAGACAGGGUGCGGAAACAAGCGGAGCGCUUUUUCGUACGCCGGACGCGCAAGCAUCAUGGCCCUCAAUCUCGGGCUGCACCUCACGCCAUCCGGCCCGACGGACGCCGGCGAUCUUGAGCUUCGCUCUCGCGUGUACUGGAAUGCGUAUGUUCUGGACAAGAUCCUCGCCGAGGAGACGGGCCGCCCCAUCCUGCUGCCAUACCGCCGCUCGUCGACACCUAUGCCAAGCACGGAUGAAGCGGACGAGUUUGAGCCGUGGCCACCACAAACAGCGAGCAGCGCGCCGCUGCCGCGCAGCGUGCGUCGAGUGCCACCACGCCGCGGCCAUGUCAUGAGCUUCUUCGUGUGGACCUGUCGCCUCGCCAUGCUCGUCGAGGAUAUUCUCGACCUGGAGGUGACAGGUCCACCCAUCAGCGACAAAUGGGAUGAAGGCUUCGCGGCCCGCCUGCAGGAACAGCACGACGUGAUGCAGCGCGCCGAAAGCAUUGGCAAGAGCCUCGAUGACUGGCGCCGCCUUCUGCCCAAGCACCUCGACAUCGACGUGACGGGGCAAACAACGCCGCUACCUCACUGUGUGGUUGGUAUGGCGUGGUACCAUUGCGUCAGGAUACUACUUUACUCGCGCUUCAUCAAGCAGCGCAACCCGCUAAAUCAAAACACCGAUGCUGCUGCUUUGGCCGAGCGCGCACACAGGAACUGCUCGGAAUCGGCAGAGGCAUGCGUCGACCUCCUUGCCCAUCUGGACAAGCACAAGCUGCUGGCGCAGGUCAGCGCCGACGUGAUUCACCUGCUCUCCAUCAUCACAUUGUUCGAAGCAUUUGAUGCCACCGACCCGGACGAGUCACUGGCGCACCGCGCGAAGGUCAACUUUGCUCAGUGCUGCAUCUGGCUGCGGGACUUCUCAGCGUCCUGGCCGGCGGCCUCGAUGCACAAGGUGUUCUUCGAGGGCCUGAUCCAAGGUGGCCUGCGCAUUUCGUCCGGCGACUUGGAGGCAGACUCGCCCGAGGCCGCCUUCUCCCCCGCAACGCCGAGCAUGCCAGAGGAGCUGCGAGUGAUGGGGCGCAACCUCGCGACCGGGCGUGCCCCCUCUUCCGUAACGGGCGCUACGCCGCGCACAAUGACGACACCUGGCUCAACAGGACCGGCGCCUACUGCGCCCCCCGAGGCCGCAUCGACGCCGGGCCCAAGCCUGUUCCAGCUCCCCCAGUUCUACUGGAACCACUUAACCACCGUGCCGAUGGAGGGCAUGGCGAACGAGCCAGAACACCGGGGCGAUUUCGACUUCGAGUUCGAUCUACAUAGCCAGAGCGCGCAGGGCCACACUCCCGAAAUGCCCCCGCCGAUGCAGUAUCACGAGGGGGUGCGAGGCAUGCAUCCGAGCGCGAGCGACAAUGUGCGCAAUAUGGACAUGCAGCGCUACCCACCCAACCACCCGCCACACACCAAUGGCUCCGAGCCGCCCUUGAUCCCGCCCUCGGCGGCGUGGGCGGGCGCGCCGGUCAUGGGGCCGCACUCGGGUCCGCAAGACCAAGCAGCCAUUUACGCUGCGCUCAUGAGCUACAUGGUCGAGGCAGCCAAGACGAGCUAG